Molecule: messenger RNA, 375 nt
Organism: Pisolithus orientalis
Lineage: Eukaryota; Fungi; Basidiomycota; Agaricomycetes; Boletales; Pisolithaceae
Exons: 2
Coding region: 1-375 (124 amino acids)
Source: RefSeq, a predicted model, not a curated record
AUGCCUGGAAACCAACACCAUAUUCCUGAUGCAGUGAAGGAGGAGUGGGUGAGGAUGUCUACUUGCAUAGGCUCAGGAGAGAUUGCUCAGGUCACUGGUGCCAGCCAGCACACAGUCAACCAAGUUCUUCAUCUGUCACAUCUCACAGGUUCUGUGACAAAGAAACCCCUCAAAUGUGGAUGUCCUUGUUUGCUGACAGCACAUGAUGCUCAUUACCUUGUUGCAUGUGUUGAGUGCACACCUAAUAUCUAUACUUGUGAGCUGCAACAUCUCCUCCAGGAAUCCAGAGGUAUCAAAUUAUCUGAGUCUACAAUUGAAUGCACUCUACAUAGGCAUGGGUUUUCUCACAAGUGUGUGUGUAUGAGCAAGCAGUGA